UACGGGAAGCGACUUAACUCCUCCGCGCGAAACUGGACAGCCGUGGUAGACGGAAAAUCCAAACCCGUCGCAUGGUUUGUUAGUAACUGCAACUCCAAAAGCAAACGUAUGGAAUACGUCAAGAGAAUGUCCAAGGUCAUACCUGUGGAUAUUUGGGGAGGUUGUGGUGAUAACAAGUGUGGCUAUGACGAGCGCGAAAAGUGUAUGUCUAUAGUCAAUGAAACAUACAAGUUCUACCUCGGAUUCGAAAAUUCGUUUUGCGAGGACUACAUUGCAGAGAAGCUCUUUCGUUACGCUAUGUAUGAUGUUGUUGUUGUUGUUAGAGGUGGCGGAAACUAUGGUCAAGUGGCGCCACCAAACUCUUACAUCAACGCUGCUGAUUUUAAAAGUCCCGAAGACUUAGGGCAGUAUUUAAAAUACUUGGACCAAAACAAAACUGAGUAUAUUAAAUAUUUGCAAUGGAAAAAUGAUUAUUAUGCCGAAGAAUUUACACUGGAACAAACUCUGUGGUGUGAUAUUUGCAGGGAUUUGAACAAUGCCUCAGCACACCAACAGGUGAUGGAUCCUUACGAUCUUUGGUUCAGUGGAAAUGCUUGCUGGGAACCCACCGAUCUUUGAUCAAUGGACACUUUUAAAAGAGGCAGCACACCCAAGUACAACGCCAUAGGUCUGAUCUCAUAACUGUUCCUCGUACUGUGGCGCGUGAUCUUGCGACUAGCGGAUGGCCCUGGAUAAUAGAAUAGUCACAAAAUCUGAACACAUCAACCACACUUACAUGAUAGCAGUAUAAACUCUUCGUGGCAUGACUUGCGCUCAGACGCUGCUAUGCAUUUGUUUACAUGAUCGAGUUGUGCUGAUGCAUUUUAAAACCUUUAACAGUUAUACCACUAGACUAUCCGCUCGAAGCGAGGUCACGUGAAGCAGGCGUUUGUGGGAGACUAAU
Messenger RNA from Liolophura sinensis, 943 nucleotides. Its product is annotated as alpha-(1,3)-fucosyltransferase fut-1-like. The record is from RefSeq and is a predicted model, not a curated record. Gene Ontology annotation, cellular component: membrane. The annotation marks the transcript as partial. Gene Ontology annotation, molecular function: fucosyltransferase activity. The transcript has a single exon. Lineage: Eukaryota; Metazoa; Mollusca; Polyplacophora; Chitonida; Chitonidae.